This is a messenger RNA of Pseudoliparis swirei, 3102 nucleotides long. It is a transcript of the gene ddx23, whose product is annotated as DEAD (Asp-Glu-Ala-Asp) box polypeptide 23. The record is from RefSeq and is a predicted model, not a curated record. Lineage: Eukaryota; Metazoa; Chordata; Actinopteri; Perciformes; Liparidae. Gene Ontology annotation, biological process: mRNA splicing, via spliceosome. Gene Ontology annotation, cellular component: catalytic step 2 spliceosome. Gene Ontology annotation, molecular function: ATP binding; RNA binding; RNA helicase activity.
CGCUCGUGUCGAGCGACAUGGCGUCUUCUUGAAGCGUACAUCAAUCGCAAGUGUUUUCUUGACAAAGUAAUUACGAUGGCGGCCGACUCGGCAGACAAGAAAGAUGCUGAAUCCUCAGGAAGCAAAGACCGGGAGAGCAAAGGCACCCGGUCACGAGAACGCAAAGUAUCGCCGAUACGCAAACGCAAUCGUUCUCGUGAACGGAAACGCUCAAACUCAGCAGAAAGAGACCGACGCAUGAAAGACAAGGACAGAGAGAAGGAGCGUGACAGAGAUAAGGAGAGAGAGAGCCGCAAGGAUCGAGACGGCCAUCGGCGUGAUAAAGAUCGCGGCAGGAGGUCCAGAAGUCUGUCCCCCAAAUCGAGGGAAAAAUUAAAGAGAGACAAGGAUAUUAAAACUGAAGAGGAAGAAGAUGAAAAGAAGAAGAAAGAUAAGGUGCAACCUUUAUCUUUGGAAGAGCUUCUAGCUAAGAAGAAGGCAGAAGAGGAAGCGGAGGCAAAGCCCAAAUUCCUCUCAAAAGCGGAGCGAGAAGCCGAGGCUCUGAAACGGCGGGAGCAAGAGACGGAGGAAAAGAGGAAGGUGAUGGAAGAAGAGAGGAAGAAGAGAAGGAUGUUCCAGGACAUGGGGAGAAAAAUGAUGGAGGACCCCCAGGAAAGGGAGAGACGUGAGAGAAGAGAGCGAAUGGAGCGAGACAACAACGGGAAUGAAGACAAUGAUGGAAGACAAAAGCUCAGGGAGGAGAAGGAUAAAAGCAAAGAACUCCACGCCAUCAAGGAGCGUUACCUUGGCGGGGUCAAGAAACGCCGGAGAACUCGCCACCUGAAUGACAGGAAGUUCGUGUUUGAGUGGGACGCUUCCGAAGACACCUCCACCGACUACAACCCGAUUUACAAAGAAAAGCACCACGUGCAGCUGUACGGGCGCGGCUUUAUCGCUGGCAUCGAUUUGAAGCAGCAGAAAAGAGACCAGUCCCAAUUCUACGGCGACCUGAUGGAGAACAGACGUACGCUGGAGGAGAAGGAGCAGGAGGAGGUAAGACUGAAGAAGAUGCGUAAGAAGGAAGCGAAGCAGCGCUGGGACGACAGACAUUGGUCCCAGAAGAAGCUGGAAGAGAUGACGGACAGAGACUGGCGAAUCUUCAGAGAGGACUACAGCAUCACCACCAAGGGAGGAAAGAUCCCCAACCCCAUCAGGAACUGGAAGGAGUAUUCGCUGCCCGACCACAUCCUGGAGGUCAUCGACAGCUGUGGCUACAAGGAGCCGACUCCGAUUCAGAGGCAGGCCAUUCCUAUUGGCUUACAGAACCGUGACAUCAUUGGUGUGGCCGAGACGGGUAGCGGUAAGACGGCUGCUUUCCUGAUUCCACUGCUGGUCUGGAUCACCACCCUGCCAAAGAUCGAUAGGAUUGAAGACUCGGACCAGGGUCCGUACGCCGUGAUCCUGGCUCCGACUCGUGAGUUGGCGCAACAGAUUGAGGAGGAGACCCUCAAGUUCGGUAAACCUCUCGGCAUCCGCACGGUGGCUGUGAUCGGAGGAAUCUCCAGAGAGGACCAGGGCUUCCGUCUCCGGAUGGGCUGUGAGAUUGUGAUCGCCACCCCCGGCCGUCUGAUCGACGUGCUGGAGAACCGCUACCUGGUGCUGGGCCGCUGCACCUACGUGGUCCUCGACGAGGCCGAUCGCAUGAUCGACAUGGGCUUCGAGCCCGACGUCCAGAAGAUCCUGGAGUACAUCCCGGUGACCAAUCAGAAGCCGGACACGGACGAAGCGGAGGACCCCGAGAAAAUGAUGUUGAACUUCGAAUCUGGGAAACAUAAAUACAGACAAACGGUCAUGUUCACCGCCACUAUGCCUGCAGCUGUGGAGAGACUGGCCAGGAGCUACUUGAGACGGCCCGCUGUGGUGUACAUCGGCUCUGCCGGCAAACCUCACGAGAGGGUCGAGCAGAAGGUGUUGCUGAUGUCCGAGGGAGAGAAAAGGAAGAAGCUGCUGGAGGUGUUGUCGCGCGGCUUCGAGCCUCCCAUCAUCAUCUUCGUCAACCAGAAGAAGGGCUGCGACGUGCUGGCGAAGUCUCUGGAGAAGAUGGGCUACAACGCCUGCACGCUGCACGGCGGCAAAGGCCAGGAGCAGCGAGAGUUUGCCCUCUCCAACCUCAAGGCGGGAGCCAAAGACAUCCUGGUGGCCACGGACGUCGCUGGCCGAGGUAUCGAUAUCCACGACGUCUCCAUGGUGCUCAACUACGACAUGGCGAAGAACAUCGAAGAUUACAUCCAUCGUAUCGGUCGUACGGGUCGCGCGGGUAAGAGCGGCAUGGCCUUGACGUUCCUCACCAAAGAGGACUCUCAGGUGUUCUACGACCUGAAGCAGGCCUUCCUCGAGAGCCCCGUCUCCACCUGUCCUCCGGAGCUGACCAACCACCCGGACGCGCAGCACAAGCCUGGAACCAUCCUGACCAAGAAGAGACGCGAGGAGACCAUCUUCGCCUGAUGCCUCCAGACUGUGUCCACACAAACUGGACUUGACUCACACACACACACACACACACACACACACACUCACACGCAGAGCAGAGUCUCCAGCUGUCUCUUUACGUUGUAGCCGUACACGAUGUCGGUUUUGCAUUCUGGUUUUGGUCUCCAGGUUAUUUUACUCCCAUUUCUUUGGUUCUUUCUCCACCUCGGCUCCCUCGCUCUCCACCCGUUGUCGUUAACUGUCGCAGGAAUCAUCGGCGUGCUCGUUUAGGACUCAGACGUGGGCGGUUUCUCAUCGGUGUGUGUGAAUAUUUCUACUCAUUCACGGAUGCGUAAAUGAGGAUUCAGUGGUAUAUGUUCUGUUUUGCUUCUCCAAGCAUGAAGUGAUUAUGUAACUGAUCUGCACUGUGGAGAUGCUGCUCUUCAGUUGUCUAAUGAGAUCAAUACCAGCCAGGAUGUGAGUGCAGAUGAGUAGUGCUGUGUUUUAUUGAUUAUCUGGUGACCAUAGUUUCAGUUUCCUCUUUUGUUUAAGAGACCAAUCCCAGAAGUGAUGGGCAUUUUCUUGAGCUUCAGAUGCACCCUCUGACCUAAAUUGUGAUUCAUCAUUUUAAAUAUAAACAUUUGUAUGGAGUGA